AUGUCUCGAAUUGAACGCAAAUUGGAGCAGUGCUUUGAGCGUGGUGAUUUCUACGAAGCACACCAGAUUUACCGCACAGUCUAUCAUCGGCUGGUGAAGGAAAUGACAAGUGCAAUCGAUCUCGCCGAGCUAUUUAUGACAGUUUUGGAGAAAUCAAAAACACCAGCUUCACCGGAAUUGUUGGAUCGUUUCCAGGAGUUAUUCGAUCGUUUACCGGCAUUACUGGAAAAAGAUUUGGAUACGGGAUCCGGGCAGGAUCGGAGAAAGCAGUAUAUAAGUUUGGCCCUGAAGUGGACAAUGGCUGUGGCGGAGAAGCGAUCUCAUCAACGACGAGGCCAUCCGGCUCUCCAUCGGCGCAUAGCAAAAUCGCUGUGGCAUGAAGGGAAUUAUGCUGUGGCCAGAAAUCAUUUUAUGCAUUCGGACGAUAUGGAGAGUUUUGCGACAUUCCUCGUUCAAUAUCAGCAGAAAUUUGGUUAUAAUAGCGAAAAAGAUUUAUUUAUAGCGCAAGCUUUUUUGCAGAUGCUAUGCAAUCGGAGACCAAAAAGUGCCUCGGUACUGCUACCGAAGUAUUGCCAGUUACAUCCCGAAAUUGCUAGUGCAUUCCCGUACCCGUUGCCUCUGCUCAAUUUCUUGCAUUUUUUGCUAAGUUGCGCUAUAAACGAAAAGGUUUGUUUUUAUUUUUACUCACCACUUCGUGAACGGAGCCUCUUUUUGCGGAGAAUUUGGAUGGAGAGGAGAUCGAACCUCAUCUCGGUUUCCCCGUAUUCUUCGUUUUGUAACAUAUUAACCAUUGCAGUACCUAUAACAUUACAUUAAAG
This is a messenger RNA of Gongylonema pulchrum, 818 nucleotides long. NCBI's taxonomy places the organism in Eukaryota, Metazoa, Nematoda, Chromadorea, Rhabditida, Gongylonematidae. The record is from the annotation of a GenBank genome assembly.